AUGAAGGAUAUUGGUCUUUGGACAAUUUUCAAAGUUGUUUUGAAUCACUCACAUCCUUGUUGUCCAAGCCAGGCUGAGAUGCUCAAACAACACAGGGAGCUUACCAUGUUUGUGCAUCACACCAUCGAAACCCACGAGAAAGCCGGAAUCAGACCGAGCAAAACUUACCAAUCAUUUGUGGUAGCAGCUGGCAGCCACCGUGAACUAGGUUUUAUUGAAAUAGAUGUGAGAAAUUACAUCACAAGGAAAGUACAGAAUAUUUUUGAAGAAGACGACGCCAAAGAAUUUGGGAAGUACCUAGUAAGAAUGAAAGAGAAGAACAAAAAUUUCUUAUUUGAGAUCAACCUUGAAGGCGAUCACUACAUUAAACAUGCAUUCUGGGCUGAUGCAAGAAACAUGGCUGCAUUUGAUUAUUUCAGAGACGUGGUUUCAUUUGACACCACCUAUAACACAAACAGGUACAAUUUGGCCGGCAUGAGAAGCACACAAAGGAGCGAGAGCAUGCAUUCAUUUUUGAACAAGUUCAUCACACGGAAUAGCACCUUGAGACAAUUCGUGAAGCAAUACGACAAUUGCCUAGCAAGUAGAGAGCAAGCAGAGAGAGAACUCGAUGCUGCAGAUUUUCACACCGUGAUACCGUGCACAACAAAAUCAGCAAUAGAAGCACAGUUUCAUCAUGUAUAUACCCAUGAGAAGUUUAGGGAAGUUCAAGCUCAAUUCAGAGGUAAAGUGAGCUGCAUCACAAGAUCAAUGCAUUCCACCCUAGGUUUCACAACAUAUGAAGUCAUAGAGCAGGUUUCCAACUCCACAUUCAACAAGUUUGUCGUCACCUACGACGCAGAAUCACAAGAUGUAAAGUGCCAUUGCUUGCUGUUUGAGUCUAGGGGCAUAUUGUGCCGCCAUUCCCUAAGCGUCCUAAGCUUUGAGCGAGUGGAUAACGUGGCACCAAAAUACAUAUUGGAAUGCUAG
Molecule: messenger RNA, 969 nt
Organism: Arachis ipaensis
Lineage: Eukaryota; Viridiplantae; Streptophyta; Magnoliopsida; Fabales; Fabaceae
Product: protein FAR-RED IMPAIRED RESPONSE 1-like
Biological process (GO): regulation of DNA-templated transcription
Molecular function (GO): zinc ion binding
Source: RefSeq, a predicted model, not a curated record